Chiloscyllium plagiosum (whitespotted bambooshark) is the source of this 1751-nucleotide messenger RNA. RefSeq names its product chromosome unknown C12orf43 homolog (gene cunh12orf43). NCBI's taxonomy places the organism in Eukaryota, Metazoa, Chordata, Chondrichthyes, Orectolobiformes, Hemiscylliidae. Gene Ontology annotation, biological process: Spemann organizer formation; Wnt signaling pathway; negative regulation of Wnt signaling pathway. The record is from RefSeq and is a predicted model, not a curated record.
UCCCGAGGACAACCGCGAACAUUGCGAGGGGAGAUUGAAGAUGGCGGCCGCCAGUGUGGAGUCUGAUUCAGAUUCUGACAGUGUGGAGGAGUUGACGCGCCUCAAAGAGGCUACAUGGAAUGUCGGCAACACCAGUUCCCACAAAAAAAUAGGCAGUGGGCGCUUUGUUUCUGAGACCAAUGAAGACAAGCGUAUUUCGGUUUCAAUUCGACCAAGUCUGAGGCAGAAAGUAGAUGAUCACCAGCAUGAUGGAAAUGAGCUGCAAACAACACCUGAAUUUCGAUGUCAUGUUGCAAAAAGGCUGGGUGCCUUGCUAGAUAGUAUCAUUACUGUUGACAGUUCUGUGCAGUCUUCACAGCAACAAGUAGAGGAUGGUGAUGAAGAAGGGUUUCGUUUAUUCUCCACAUCUGUUCCAGGGGAUUGUGGAAAAGUAGAAUCCACACCUGCAGUUAAACAGAGACGUCCAUCCAGUUCAAGUGAUUCAGACAGUGAAUGGGAGCGGCUGAAGGAAGCAGCAGUUACGAGUAGUGAUAUACUCCAACAAAGUUCCCUCUUCAGCACACAGUUGGAGAUAAACCAGUCUGAAAAUCUCAUCAAGGAUGAAGACAAAGGAAAGAAGAGAAAGAGGAAGAAGAAGAAAAAGAGAAAGGUAAUCAUGGAAAGUGAAGAUAAUUUAGUCAAAGGCAGCGAUCAGAAAGGAGUUGAACAAAUGUCUGAUGUCGAUGUAAAAGGGAAAUCAGAGCAGGUGUGCAAAGUCGUGGCAAAAGGACAGGAACAAACUAAACAGGCUGACCUUGAAAGGAGCAAAAAGAAAAAAAUGAACCACAAAACUGCUAGUUGUGAACUUGAAAGUGUUAAAACAAGCUUUUCUCAAACAAAGAGAAAGAAAGUUCCUUUAACAGAUGGGUCAUAACAGGGCACUACAGUUCUAUGUGCUCUUAUCUUUCAAAGAAUUGUUUAUUUCAAGUGCUUUCAAAUAAACCAGUUGGAAUAUAACCUGAUGUGUGAUUUUUAACUUUAUUUCAAGCGACAGUUUGCAAGCUCCUUUGUUCCUCUCAUUUUGUAUACUUUUGUUUUGGCAGUUACUUUGAAGUAAAACAAUUUUCAAAAGAGAUGAGGAAAUAAUGAUUUCCUGCUUGCUGCUGUUCUGCCUUUGGGAGAAUGUCUUUGAAUGGAGAGCUGCUAGGGCUGAUUCAGCUGAACUGUGUAUAACCAGCUGUCACUGGAGGGAAUUCACACUGUAAAAAUCAUUGUUCCAUGUAUCUCCAUUGUACCUUCUCAAAAAGAUAAUGGAUCCUUAAUUCAUUGGUUUUUGCACUUGCUUUAGUUUGAUUUAUGUCUGAAAUUUGUACAAAAGAACAAAGAACAAAAGAGAAGUACCGUACAGGAGCAGGCCCUUCAGCCAUCCAAGCCUGUGCUGAUCAUCAUGCUGGAACUAAACUAAUAAACAAACUUUCCUUUUUUGGUCCAUAUCCCUCAAUUCGCUCCUUAUUUAUGUAACCAUCCAGAUGCAUCUUAAAUGUCACUGAUGUGCCCGCUUCCACCACCCCUUCUAGCAGUGUGUUCCAGGAUACAGCCACUCUCUGCGUAAAAGACUUGUCUCGCACACCUCCCUUAAACUUUCCCCCUCUCACCUUGAACCUAUGCCCCUUUGUAAUUGAAACUUCAACCAUGAAAAAGCCUCUGUCUAUCCACCUUAUCUGUGCCCCUCAUAAUUUUGUGGACCUCUAUCUGGUCUCCUCUCAGCCAUG